AUCAGGAGUCUGCUCAUCUUCUUCCUAGGGUUCUCUCUCCUUCUAUCCGUCGUUCCUUCGCCCCUAAUUGAAAAACCCAAAUUUAUUCCUACUCUACCAUGUCUAUGAUAUUUGAAGAUCGUGUCUCACCUUUGGUCGUUAUGCAGCAACAAUAAGUUCCUGGUAACUUUUGUGUAUGUCUUUUGGCUAUUAUGUGCUUGUUGAAGUUUUCUGUUGUUUUUGUGUUAGCGUGAAGUAGACAUACAUGGAGACGGGGGUUUUAAAAUUAUACCAUGGUGGGGUCUUUGUUAAGACUCCCAGCUCCAACAAUUUUUUACAAUAUCUUGGAGGGAAGUGUCAAGAUUACACCAUAGAUCCUGAUUUAAUUGACUUCUUUCAUCUGCUAAACCUAGCAAAAGAGUCUGGUCAGUACCAAAUUGUUGUGAAAUUAUACUACUUGAAACCAAAGAUGAGUCUAGUCGACGGUUUGACACUUGUAACAGGAGAUAAUGAAGUGUUGGCUAUUUCCAAAAUAAUGAGGGAGAUGGGUUCUGUGUGCUUGUAUGUGGUCCACCAUGAAAGUGAAGUUGGGACACAAAACCUUUCAAACAAAAGUCAAAUGCCAAAUUUCCCACCCAAUCGUCUACUUAACUAUGAGAAAGAUAUUGGUAGUAAUCCUGUGGAUGAAAGUGAUGAUAUAUAUGGAGUUUGUUCUGAUGAUGAUGAUUGUGAGGCAAAAGAUAUGGAUAUCCUUAUUGGUGAAGACAGUGAUACCAGCGAUGAUGAGUUCGUUAAUGCUAAAAAAUCAGCGACUGCUUUUGAAAUAAAGAGAAAUAAGAAAGCCCAAAAAGUCCAAGAAGAAAUUAUUAGAGGCCGUAGAAGUAAUGUAUGGAAUAAAGCUACUAUGCACAGGUCUACUGGAGAGGAUGAUCACUUAAGUGAGUACGAUGAGAGUGAUGGAGAUGUAAUGACCCCUAGAGAGAGUGAUGAGGAUGAAGAAAAUGAAGGGAUAAGAACAAAGUCUUCACUUCCAGUAAUCAAUAAGUACACUGAUUUCACAAAGCUAACAUGGGUGGUUGGCAUGAGGUUUUCAAAUAGAGAAGCAUUUCGAGAUGCAGUUGUGAGGUAUGCUCUAGCUCAAGGAAAAAAUUUGACUUUUUGCAAAAGCGAUGUGAAAAAGAAUCAGAGGUUAGGUGUUGGAUGUGUUGAUGGUUGCCCAUUUAAAUUGUUUGCAUCUUGGGAGUCAAGAAGGGGUACAUUUUUACUCAAGGCAGUGAAUAAUACACAUUUAUGCACUAGGGACAUGAUGGCAAAUAGGCAACUUAAAUCAAGUUGGCUUGCCAAAGAUUUCUUGGAGGUGUUCAAAAUUAGACCACAUUGGCCUGCCAAGGAAAUAGUUGAUGCUGUUAGGAAGAAGUACUUAAUUAUAAUAAAGAAGUGCGUUGCUUAUAAAAUCAAGUACUUGGCACACAAAUUGUUGCAUGGUAGCAUGAAAGAACACUAUGGUAAACUAAGUUGUUACAUUGAAGCAUGUAGGCAGACCAAUCCUGAGUCCAAUUUUGAGUUUUUAACUUUAAAUGUGGGCAGAAACCCUGCAGUGUUUCAAAGGCUAUUUAACAUCGAAACUGUGCUAGGCACAUAUACGCCAAUUGGAAAAAGACACACAAGGGUGAUGACUUAAAAAAGUUGCACAUGUAGAAAAUGGGAUUUAUCUGGAGUGCCAUGUUGUCACGCAGUUGCAUGUGCAUUUUUUCUUAGGCACAAGGCUGAGCUAUAUGUAAGUGAGUACUUGACAAAAGUGGCAUAUCUCAAAAGUUACAAAGGAUGCAUAGGUCCAGUUGUGGGAGAAAAACAUUGGCCUACAAGUGACUUACAAAUCCAGCCUCCACCUAUUAAAAUAGGGCCAGGGAGACCAAAAAAGAAUCGAAAAAAAGACCCACAUGAGGAUCCAAAAAACCAUGGGAGGCUGACCAGACAUGGUUAUCAAAUGACAUGUAGUCUUUGUAAGUUGAAGGGACACAAUAAAAGGAAGUGUCCAGAUAAAGGCAACUUUAUUUCACUAUCAGCACCUCCCAAGCGUAAGAAAGGCAGACCUAGGGGAGCAUAUACUAGAAUGGAAAUUGAUGAUACUAAUGUUACAUGCUCAACAUCAAUUCAUUAUGGAAGAUCUGCUGAACCUGCCACAAGGAUUGGGCGUGUACGAGCUAAAGGACGACCCAGGGGCAGUGGCAUAGCAAGAGGCAAAGCCAACAGUGCUACCAAUGUGAAUGUCUCUAUUGAUUCAAAUAGCCAAGUUUCAACAUCAAAUAUAUGCCCCACUGCAUGAUGGAAGAUGUUGGUUUCCUUAUUAUUUUUGUAGUAUAUUCUUGAAACUACAAGUCAAGAGUUUAUUUUGUAAUAGCUAUGUUAUGUCAUCUCGUGUAUUGCGUAUUUUGUUUUGGGUAUUUCUGGAAGUCUUGGGGAUGGCACUCUUUUUGGAAGUAUAACUUUCUUAUCACUUUAGUUUUUGAAAUUAUUUGAUGUUCUGGCUAAGACCUUGCGCAAAUAUAGCUUAACAUGUCUA
Molecule: messenger RNA, 2542 nt
Organism: Cuscuta campestris
Lineage: Eukaryota; Viridiplantae; Streptophyta; Magnoliopsida; Solanales; Convolvulaceae
Source: the annotation of a GenBank genome assembly